Messenger RNA from Vespa mandarinia (Asian giant hornet), 3924 nucleotides. RefSeq lists its product as uncharacterized. The record is from RefSeq and is a predicted model, not a curated record. NCBI's taxonomy places the organism in Eukaryota, Metazoa, Arthropoda, Insecta, Hymenoptera, Vespidae.
UAAGAAAUAAAAAAAAAAGAAAGAAAGAAAGAAAGAAAAAAGGGAAAGGAAACGAUGUUUCAUUUCAAAAGACUAAGACAAAUAUCAUCUUUUUACUCCAGCAAUUAAUCAGAAUUGAAAUCAAUUAACGCUUGUUUCUCUCUCUCUCUCUCUCUCGUUGUUAGUUGAAGUUAGGAAGCUCGGAGGCAGUGGCAACGACAUUGUCAUCUUCGUUCUCGUCAGUCGUUGCAGCGUUGAAAAUGAUUGCGGCAUAGAGUGUGGAGGGACAAAAGGAAGAAGCGCGCCGAGGUUCUGAGUCAGCUCGUUAAAGAGAACUGUACAGGAGGAUCAGAAGUUAAGGCGUGUAAAAUAGCAGAAAGAGAGAGAGAGAGAGAAAGAGAAAGAGAGAGAAGAGAGAGAGAAAUAGAAAGAGAGAGGGAAAGAAAGAGAGAGAGAGAGAGAGAGAGAGAGAGAGAGAGAGAGAGAAAGAGUCUUUGCGGGAGUCUAAGCUCCCGCAUUUGUAGACAUCGCCCAUCGAAUUUCAACGAUAUAUGUAUAUGUUAGUUCUACGUAAAUGUAAGCCGAAAGGAGACACGCAAAGUGAGUUUCUUUCCAUUCGAAGUGAGAGGUAGUAACGAUUGAAAAUGAGUAUUCGUGACAAGUAUCAAUAUUAGUUGUGUUCGAGAACGUAUCAAACGUAUUCACCAGUGAUACCAGUUAAAUUCAAUUUAUCCAUCAUCGAGAAUGACAUUAAUCGUGACGAGUUUGAUAAAAAUAAUAUUCUCUUAUGAUAUUAUGACAAUAAUAUGAAAUAUUAAAUAUUUUAUUCUUCGUAAAUGCAUAGUGAUUUCGAAAGAAUUAUGACGAAGUUAAUUAAACAUCGUGCAAAGUGAAUAACUUAUGUUAAAAACGAUAUACUACACUAUAUUAGUGUAUACUCGAUUGUUUGAUCCAAGACGAUGCUUAUAGACGUAAUGAUUAUAUUCAUCGAAUAGAAUCUCGAUGUGUAAUCGUUUGGACAAAAAUCAACGUCGUUAAAAAGUGGAAACAAUAACAAUACUUUACGUUCCACGAGUAGACAACGCGUAAAAGAAAAAUGGGCCUUGACGCAGAACUCACUGUUAUACUUCAUGAGAUCGUACAAUUUCUCGAAUUUCUUCGAGAAGCAAAUUUAUCGGGUACAAUGGAGACCAUACGAGAGAAUUUAUUGUUACGAUCUAAAAACGCCUUGAGUGUUCUUACGGGAACCGAAAGUACAGCAUCGUCAACUGAACAUUAUCUCCAUAUGAAUGCUAGCUCGAAAGGUUUGUUACCCAUGAAUAUUGGAGAAAUAAAUGUAUCCGACGUGCAAGAGUACGUCGGUAAGGAGGAAACGAUAUCUCAAAGUCAAAACCGUCCUAUAUCCCAAAUACAUUAUGAUUAUUACGAAACAUUCCGAUUGAUGACCGAGGAUGAUAAAAAAAAAGAACUUGGAGAAUAUCAAGAGAACGCGCUCAUUAAUAUUUAUUCCAAUUUAUCUGGUGCACAGGCGAAAAGCAAAUCUUUAAAAUGUGGACCAUUAUUCCGCAAGGAAGGCAAAAAAUUAUUUGUUUUUGAACAAUAUCGAAUCAAUUGGGUCGCAUUGGUAGGAAGUCAUUUGUUGAUCUACGGAAACGAACGAAGUAAUAAGCCUUACAGUAUUCAAGGAAUUCGCGGUUAUUCUGGUCGACCAGCGCCUAAUAUUGUUCCACGUGAUCAAAAAAGAAGCGAGGCAGCAUUUGAAAUUUUCAAACCUGGUAAUAAAACAUUACAAUUUAUCGCAAGAACGCCAAAAGAUAUGGAACAAUGGGUUGCCAUGGUUUGUCAAGUUGGUUCUAACGAGAUCAAACUUGAUCUUGGACUUAAUACAAAAGAAGAUGUAUCUUUGGUAUCUUCCUCUGGAAUAGUUAAUGAAACGGACGAGAUUAUUGCAAAAGAUCGUCUCGUAGAUUCAACGAAAUUACAAACGACCUUCUUGAACAUUAACGAGAAUAAGACCAUUGAACCUGAUCAUGAAAGCAAAGUUCAAACGAGUGAGAAUACGAGUCCUCCUCCGUUACCAAUUCGUAUAUCACGAAAACUUCCAUCGUUACCUCCGAGUAAUAUAAUUUCGUCAUAUGAGAUGAUGGACGACGAAGAUGAUAUUUAUCACAAAAUAGAAGAUCUCGGUGAUGGUACGUGUUAUCAGAAUUUAGUGUCGAAGAAUCAAAAAGAGACGACAAUUGUUGAAAAAUCGAAGAAAAUCACUGCUGCUUACGAUGACGUCCAAACGAUUCUAGGAAAAAAUCGUAAACAUACGAAAUCUAAAUCGAAAGAAGAGAAUGUAUCCAAUACGAUGGAAAAUGAAAUGAUACGUUUUGAUGAAACUUACGACGAUAUAAGCAGCUCCUCCGUUAUAAAAGAGAAAAAGAAUUGUGAAUCUCUUCAAGAAAAUGUCAUCAACUUUAAUGAAUCACAGACACCAACCUCAUUGGUAUCAUAUGAUGACGUUGAGACCCUGAUAAAUACUCCAUCGCCUGGUAAUAAGGCGAAGGAUAAAAAUGAAGAAGUACAAAAAAAAACACCGAAUAAAAAAUCAUUUUUGGAUAGAAUGAGAAAUAAGAAAGAAUCGCCACAAAAAAAAGAGAAGAUAAUAGUCGCUCAACGAGAAACAUUGACGCCGCCUUCGCAAAUUAUUCAGGAAAAGGAAAUGACUACGUACGACGAUGUCUCUGAUUUGAUUAUUAAAGAAACGUCCACGUCCAAUGAAAUGCCCGAAUAUACUUGUCCGCCAGCACCGAGACCUGUAUAUAAGCCACCGAGACCUGCAUAUAAGCCAUCAACAAUAAUCUUGCCUGUUCAAGAAGAAUUUUAUGAUGAUGUUAACGGAUGUCAUGAGAAAAAAAAUCAACAAAUGCAAUCUGAUAUUCAAAAGCUUGAGAAAAGGAUAUCGAACGACUGUGAACAUUAUAAGUUACCGAGAAACAAUACGUGGCAACAAGUUGAAUCAUCUCAAACGGAAGAACAAAUUUAUGACGACGUAGCUAUUUUAGCAAAUUUCACGGCACGUCAGAAAGAAAUAUCAGAGGAGAACAAGGAUCAAGAUCUUUCGAGAACAUCUAUUAGUCCAGAUAAAAGGUCAUGGAAUAGAUUUGUAACUAGCAGAAAGCAUAGAUCAAGUGAUUCCAUCGGUUCUGUAACAAAUAAGAGAGUAUCUAACGAGAUUACAGAUCUUGAUUGUUAUGAAGAGCAACAGAAUUUUUCUCGGAAGAAUACGUUUCAGAAAUUAAUUAAUAAAAUGGAGAAUUCAUUUGGUAAAGUAUCUCCGACAAGAGCAGUACCAACGACAUCCAUGAACAAAACUUAUGGAUUAAAUACAUCGUCCUGAGAUGUAAAUGAUUGGAACAGACUAUAAUAUGUUGAUAUUAUAUACGAAAUUUUAUUUCUUUCCCUGUUCGUACAUCUCUAAAAAAUAAUCCAUAUAUACCAUGUAGAUAUUAUACUUACAACAGUAAAAAUACCUAUGAUUUGAUAUAAUAUGAAAAAAGAAAAAAAAUUACAAUAACACUGAAUGUGCAUUAUUUUAUAAAAAAUAAAUCAUAUAAUAGUUAAAAUGUAAUAUAUCAAAAGUGUUAUGUGCCAUUCUACUGAUAAGUGGUGAAUCAUGAGUUAAAAUAAAUUUAAGAAAAAUAAUGUAUAAUAAAAUACAUCCUGUCUGAGAUAUAUCUGAUGUCACGCACAGGUUAAUGAUAUUACAAACAAAGGCUACAAUAUAUAUUGUUAUAGAUAAUAUUAGAUAAUAUCUGUUAAAUUGUAACCAUUGUAAAUAUCAUUUAUAGUCUUACAAGCAUGAUUCAUCCAUUUCAUUAAAAUCUGGCUUUUAUUUUGUAAUAAUUCUGUGCCAUACCUUUGAUAAGUUUUCAGAAAUAUACCUGUGUGCUUUUCUAU